Carya illinoinensis is the source of this 1537-nucleotide messenger RNA. RefSeq names its product auxin-responsive protein IAA27-like. Lineage: Eukaryota; Viridiplantae; Streptophyta; Magnoliopsida; Fagales; Juglandaceae. The record is from RefSeq and is a predicted model, not a curated record. Gene Ontology annotation, molecular function: protein binding. The transcript is spliced from 5 exons. Gene Ontology annotation, cellular component: nucleus. Gene Ontology annotation, biological process: regulation of DNA-templated transcription. The coding region runs from base 230 to 1276 and encodes 348 amino acids.
AAAAAGGUUCUACAGAAAGGCCAAAGAAGCUUCUUUUCUGCAUCAAAAAUACCAGACCAUCAGGGCUAUAGACAAGAGUGUCUAUCCUGCAGUCUCUCUCUCUCUCUCUCUCCGUUCUCUACCCUCUGGUCUCUGUUCAUAUUAUCAAACCAAUUAUCCCUUCUUCUUCAUAUACUUCUUAGCCUUUUCCUUAAGCUAUAUUCGAGUUUCUUUGCAUUGUGUAACUUUGAUGUCUAUACCUCUGGAACAUAAUUACAUAGGCUUAACAGACACUUCUUCAAUGGAAAGAGGCUCUGACAAGCUUUCAUCUUCCUCUUCUUCCACUAUCUCCACUGAGGAUGAGAAGAGCUCUACUCUCAACCUCAAGGAGACGGAGCUCAGGCUUGGCUUGCCUGGGUCUGAUUCCCCAGAGAGAAAACCAGGACUGGGGGUCUCUCUUUUUGGCAAGGAUUUGGAGGAUAAAAAUAAUGGGUAUUCUCCGAGUCCUCUAAAGAAUCUCGUGUCUGGGUCUAAGAGGGGUUUCUCUGAUGCCAUUGAUGGGUCUUCUGGGAAAUGGGUUUUAUCUAUGAGUAAUGGAUCUGAGGUUGAUUUGGGUAAAGGAGCUGUCUUGUUCUCUACUAGAAGUGGAAAUGGUGGGAAGCCUCUUGUUGGUUUGGAGGGUAAGAAAAAUAACCAGCAGUCAUGUCUGUCCGCAAAGCCAACCAUGAAAGAGACUAGUUCUGUUCCUCAAUCUUCAAAGCCUGUUCAGGAGAAGAAGCCUCAGGUUCCUGCUGGUAAUGAACAUGGCAAUGCUCCUGCUGCAAAGGCACAGGUUGUGGGAUGGCCACCAAUUCGAUCAUUCAGAAAAAACACCAUGGCCUCCAAUUUGGCAAAAAAUAACGAUGAGGGUGAAGGCAAAACUGGAUCUGGAUGCCUUUAUAUAAAAGUUAGCAUGGACGGUGCUCCGUACCUAAGGAAGGUCGACCUUAAAACCUACAAAAAUUAUAUGGAACUCUCAGCAGCUCUCGAGAAGAUGUUCAGCUGCUUUACAAUUGGGCAGUGCGGUUCUCAUGGACUUCGAGGGCGAGAUGGCCUGAAUGAGAGUUGUUUGAGGGAUCUGCUCCAUGGCUCUGAGUACGUGCUGACAUAUGAAGACAAGGAUGGUGAUUGGAUGCUCGUUGGUGAUGUCCCUUGGGAAAUGUUCACCGACUCCUGCAAGAGGCUAAGGAUCAUGAAAGGUUCAGAUGCAAUUGGUUUAGCGCCAAGGGCCAUGGAGAAGUGCAAGAGUCGUGACUGAUGUGGAAGUAUCAGCCAGAGCAGAAGGGAGAGGGUACCUGAGGCAAUGAAAGCUCUGAAAGAAUUUUGAGUUUAGUAUUCUGUUUAAAAUCAUAUAUAUGUAUUUGAAAUGUUUUAGUUUUUGUGUAGCUCUGAAAAUUUUCCUGCAAGGUAGAAGAUUUUAACUGGAGACAUCCAGAUUAUCAUAUACAGUUUCUGUCGUCUUAGUUAUGUAUCUUUGAAUUCCAACUGCUGUGUAAAUGGAUUGCUUGAUGUUUGUAAA